AGGUUGACAAAGUUAGGUUAUGUUUUUAUUUAUUUUGCUUUUGACUUUUAAAGAAUAUUUAAAUGUAAAACAAAUUUGAACAUGUCAAAGAAAGGAGUGAGCGCCGAAGAAAAGCGAGAUCGCAUGUUGCAACUAUUUUACGAAAGAGGCGAAUGCUUUCAACUCAAAGAAUUGGAAAAACUAGCGCCUAAAGCUAAAGGUAUAGUAGCCAAUUCCGUUAAAAUCGUCUUAGAACAACUAGUCGAAGAUGGAUUAGUUGACACAGAUAAAAUAGGCACAUCGGUGUAUUUUUGGGCAUUUCCAAGUAAGGGUGUAACUGCCCGAAAGAAACAACUAGAAGAUUUGAAGCAAGAGCAUGAAAAACUGGUUCAGAAACUCAAAGUUGUUGAUGAAGCCUUAGAAGCCUCCAAAGGAGAAGAAGAUAAUGAAGAAAAGUGUAAAAAGGUGUUGGAAGAAAUCAGUGAUAAGGAAUUAGAGCUUAGAAGUUUACAAAAAGACUUGAAAGAUCAUGAAGAAAACGACCCUGAAAAGUUCGAAGAGAUGAUCAAGAAAACAGCCGAACUAAAAGAUGCUGCCAACAGAUGGACUGAUAACAUAUUUGCAAUUAAAUCGUGGUGCAAGAAGAAGUUUAUGCUGGAAGACAGUGUGUUAAAUAAACAAUUUGGGCUUCCCGAAGAUUUCGAUUAUGUUGAAUAAGAAAUGUAGAUAAGAACCUUUUAUAUUUUUGUAGAUAAAGAAACUCUCAAUGAACAUUUAUAUUUUUAUAAAUAAAAUAAGUGAAAUACAGUA
Messenger RNA from Diabrotica virgifera virgifera (western corn rootworm), 789 nucleotides. RefSeq names its product meiotic nuclear division protein 1 homolog. Lineage: Eukaryota; Metazoa; Arthropoda; Insecta; Coleoptera; Chrysomelidae. Gene Ontology annotation, molecular function: double-stranded DNA binding. The coding region runs from base 82 to 696 and encodes 204 amino acids. Gene Ontology annotation, biological process: reciprocal meiotic recombination. The record is from RefSeq and is a predicted model, not a curated record. The transcript has a single exon.